This is a messenger RNA of Pleurotus ostreatus (oyster mushroom), 1101 nucleotides long. Its product is annotated as Alpha-muurolene synthase. Lineage: Eukaryota; Fungi; Basidiomycota; Agaricomycetes; Agaricales; Pleurotaceae. The coding region runs from base 1 to 1101 and encodes 366 amino acids. The record is from RefSeq and is a predicted model, not a curated record. The transcript is spliced from 4 exons.
AUGGCCCCAGUCGCUUCCUUCAUCCAAGAGCCUUCACGAGGACCUUCCUCCUUCAUACUCCCGGAUCUUGUCUCCCACUGCAAGUUCCCCCUUACCUACCACCCUCAGGGGGAUGCUAUUGCCCUCGAGUCCGUUACAUGGCUCGACAGACUAUGCCCAGACCUCUCUCCCAAGGCCAGGAAGGCCCUCUGGGGCCUCCAAGCUGGAGAACUCACCGCAUACUGCUACCCCAGCUGCUCGCCCGACCGCCUCCGAGUUGUCAGCGACUUCAUGAACUACCUCUUCCACCUCGACAACAUCAGUGAUGGCAUGAUGACUCGCGAAACCGACGUCCUCGCUGAUUCUGUCAUGAACGCCUUGUGGCAUCCCGAAGAGUACAGACCCACUCGUUCCCCUGGGAAGGAGCAGCCUGCUGAAGAGCUCGACGCUGGGAAGAUUGCUAGAGACUACUGGUCCCGUUGCAUCCCAGGCGCAGGUCUGGGCGUGCAAGCUCGCUUCAAAGAGAGCCUCCAGCUUUUCUUUGAGGCCGUCAAUGUGCAAGCUCGUGCGCGUGACGCAGGGGAAGUUCCAGAUCUCGAGUCGUACAUUGAUGUUCGCCGCGACACGAGUGGUUGCAAGCCCGUUUUCGACCUCAUUGAAUACGCGAUGGACUUUGAGCUGCCAGAAGAAGUUGUCAAUCAUCCUGUCAUCAAGGCCCUUAAUCAAGGAACCAACGACCUCGUUACUUGGUCGAACGACAUCUUUUCAUAUAACGUGGAACAGGCUCGAGGUGACACGCACAACAUGAUUGUUAUCUUGAUGAAAUACCACGGCCACACGUUGCAAAGUGCCGUCGACUAUGUCGGUGAACUUUGUUGCCAGACGAUCAACAACUUCUGUGCCAACCGCCAAGUGAUUCCCUCGUGGGGACCAGAGACCGAUAGAAUGGUCCAAGAAUACGUGCAAGGCCUCCAGGACUGGAUCACUGGCUCUUUGCACUGGAGCUUCAAGACACACCGUUAUUUUGGCACCAAUGGUGCCGAAGUGAAGAAGACGAGGCUUGUCGAAUUGUUACCCUUAAAAAACGGGGCAAAACCAUGCGCCGGCGAGGCCACGAAGUGA